AUGGAAGAUUUCCAUCGUCAGGACGUAGCUGCUUCAUGUAUAUUCUUGUCGACCAAAACCGAGGAAUGUGGUCGCAAACUCCGAGACGUUGCCAGAGUUUACCAGGCCAAGGUGCAAAAUGCUGACAUCGCAACAAUUCCAACCGAAAGCAAGGAAGUUGAUCAAUGCCAGGCGGCGAUCCUGCUGACUGAAGAAGUAUUGCUUGAGGCUCUUUGCUUUGAUUUUAUUGUAGAAAGUCCCCACGCGGAGCUUUUGGAUCUAUUCGAGACCCUAGAGAGUGACUUGGAGGUACAGGAAUAUGCAUGGAGCCUAGCACACGAUUCUUAUAGAACGCCCCUCUGCAUUUUGUACCCUCCUAGAGUCAUCGCCUUCGCAUGCUACAUACUUUCACAGAGAAUUAUAGACGGGCCUAAUUCCCCUUCCCUCGAUGCCCGAGUUUCUGCGACCGCUCCGUCCACUUCAUUGCCAACUCCUCCGUCACACAAACCACCGUCUCCGGAUGCGUCUAGGGCAGCUAUCGACUAUUACAAUCUAAGCGAAUCCGAACUUCGUUCAAUUUCAGAAGCCAUUGGGAUCCUUCUUGAAUUCUAUUCUGUGCAAGAUCAAGUGUCAUACCCUUAUAUUUCUUCUAUAAUCGAAAUACCACCACCGGUUCAGCGGAACCCGCGACCCCGACUUUUUGUUCCACCGUCUCAACUAAACGCUAUAAACAAUCAAAAUGACCAACAAUCACAGUCAAUCUCUCAAGACGGGUUGGGAAGGACGCCUAGCUCGUCGCAUGGUGGUAAUACUCCGUUGACGCUGCCCUCUGAGGACGCACAAACCCCAAUACCACAAAAUGAGUAA
This is a messenger RNA of Psilocybe cubensis, 846 nucleotides long. RefSeq lists its product as uncharacterized. Gene Ontology annotation, molecular function: cyclin-dependent protein serine/threonine kinase activator activity. The record is from RefSeq and is a predicted model, not a curated record. The transcript has 6 exons. Gene Ontology annotation, biological process: positive regulation of DNA-templated transcription, elongation; regulation of transcription by RNA polymerase II. The coding region runs from base 1 to 846 and encodes 281 amino acids. NCBI's taxonomy places the organism in Eukaryota, Fungi, Basidiomycota, Agaricomycetes, Agaricales, Agrocybaceae. Gene Ontology annotation, cellular component: nucleus; cyclin/CDK positive transcription elongation factor complex.